Octopus sinensis (East Asian common octopus) is the source of this 1701-nucleotide messenger RNA. RefSeq names its product serine-rich adhesin for platelets. The transcript is spliced from 6 exons. NCBI's taxonomy places the organism in Eukaryota, Metazoa, Mollusca, Cephalopoda, Octopoda, Octopodidae. The record is from RefSeq and is a predicted model, not a curated record. Bases 1 to 1599 code for a protein of 532 amino acids.
AUGACAAAAGGGACCUGCAGCCUGAACAGCCCUGCGUUCAUUUUGUCGACAACACCAAAGCAAUCUCCAAUCUCUCAUUUGAACAAGCCACUUUCUGGCAUUACUGUGGCCAGUGACUGUGAUAGUUUGGCUAGAAGUUCCGAAGACCAGAUUGGAACUCUUAUUGACUUGUCUGUGACCAACAAAAACAUUGACCUGAAGAGUCAGCAGCUCCAGGACAAUUUACUGAACAACACUGAUGACCUGUUGAACUUCAACAGUGUCAAUUCGGCUACUGGUGAUCAUAAAAAUACCUUAUUACCUUUCGAAGACAACGCACCUCAACGACAGGAUGUUUCUGUGACCCUCACAGGAGAUGUCUCUGGGAGUUACAAAUGUGAAUCUCCCUCUCUUGGUAAGUAUUUGGUUGACAUGGGUAAAAAUGGCAUUGUGUUAAAGGACAAAAUUUUAGCUUUCAUUUGCAUCAUGAACCAUCAAAAUAUACCAGAAAAAACCUGGUUUCAAGAAGUAGCCACCCUUAUUUUAGUAAUUCAAAAGGGAUGUUGUCUGAACUCAUUUAAUGGUAUCAAAGUUCCUGGCAAUAGAACUAAGGUGCCGGAGGGUCAACUGUCCUAUCCUCUGCCGUUAUCAGCUGAUACCAAUUGUAACAACAGUACUCAGGAUGCUGACAUCCACUCAAACAGGAACAUCUUGCAAACGGUGUCCCUGGAACCAAGGCCAGCUUUGCCCCCACUUACGUCUUCUUCUGAAGGACAGUUUCAACUGUUAUCACCAAACUGUGAUACCUGUGGUGACAACUACAGUUCUCACAGCCAGAGUGAUAACCGUUCAGGCAAUCACAUUGCUGGUGAGCGAAGCAUUUCAAAGACCCGGAAUCUUCCGAUUUGUGCUCAGCAAAAAACAGUUGAUUCCGGUUCUUCUGCUUCCUCUUCUCUAGACGUUGGAGGCGGCAAAGGUGGGGGAAAUGAUUGUGCAGGUAAUGACAGCUGCAUUCACUGUGACAUUAGGGGCACUGACUCUAACACUCUUCCUUCUUGCACAGGCACAGAUUCUCACCUUUCAGAAAAGACAACAAUAAAUGACAACCGCAUUGAUGUGUACAAAACUCUCGCUGGCACUAGAGUCAGUACAACUACAACACCAAAUACUAUUAUCGAUACAACACCUCCUACUCUACCUACCAUUACCUUUAGCUCUGCCGUUGCUGCUACUUCAAUAGACUCUUCUACUGUUGCCACUACCACACUGACUUCUAGCGCUGCUGCUACUACUACUACUACAGCUAAUGUUUCCGAAAGAACCGAAGCUUCUCCCUCCCCUAAUACCACAGCUUUGACGUCCAUUUAUUAUCCCCAUAACAAUGCGAGUGACCAUGGUGUUGGCGAUGCCGCAAACGGCAGAACCACACCAAUUACCUCCGCUGAUUAUUUGUGGCAUCACCUGGAGCAGCUGAUGUCGCAUAGAAAUAACCAGGUAGUUAAACUGCUUUUCAGCUAUGGAAUCGACAGCAGUCCAAUUCCCACUUCAGGUAGGACUACGGAACAUUCCAAAGAGAACCACAUUUGGAAAAGAAUUGAAGAACAUGUUCCUACACUUUAAACUAAGUUUAAAUGCAUUAAAUGCACAUACAGGUAACACACAUACAGGUAAGACAUACCUGUGUGUUAAUUUGUGGGACAAAUUUCAUAUGAUCUAAUGGUU